Hevea brasiliensis (rubber tree) is the source of this 1880-nucleotide messenger RNA. RefSeq names its product beta-glucosidase 24. Gene Ontology annotation, biological process: carbohydrate metabolic process. Lineage: Eukaryota; Viridiplantae; Streptophyta; Magnoliopsida; Malpighiales; Euphorbiaceae. The record is from RefSeq and is a predicted model, not a curated record. Bases 49 to 1683 code for a protein of 544 amino acids. The transcript has 13 exons. Gene Ontology annotation, molecular function: beta-glucosidase activity.
GCAAGAAGUGAAGACCACACUAGCACUUGAGAUCCUAACACCAUCAAUAUGGUUAUGGCUACUAAACAUUCUCUUCAGCUGUUAGCGAUGCUCAUCUUCCUCAUAAGCUUGUUGGCUCUUACUAAGCCAACAAUGGCAGAUGAUGAUAUCCCAGAAGAUUUUAGUAGUAGUUAUUUUCCAGAUGACUUCAUUUUUGGGACAGCCACUUCUGCUUACCAGAUCGAAGGUGAAGCAACAACAAAGGGCAGAGGACCUAGUGUAUGGGACACAUUUUCCAAGGAGACGCCAGAAAGAAUAUUGGAUGGCAGCAAUGGAGACGUUGCAGUUGAUUUCUAUAAUCGCUUCAAAGAAGAUAUAGCAAAUGUGAAGAAUAUGGGUUUUAAAGGUUUCAGAAUGUCCAUUUCAUGGUCCAGAGUUAUACCUAGUGGAAGGAGACGUGAAGGAGUGAAUAAGGAAGGGAUUGAAUUUUACAAUAAUGUUAUCAAUGAAAUUAUAAGCAAUGGAUUGGAGCCUUUUGUUACUAUUUUUCAUUGGGACACUCCUCAAGCCCUAGAGGACAAGUAUGGUGGAUUUUUAAGUCGUGAUAUUGUGUAUGAUUAUUAUGAAUAUGCGAAUCUUCUUUUUGAAGAAUUUGGUGAUCGAGUGAAGUAUUGGAUGACUUUCAAUGAACCAUGGUCUCUUAGUGGAUUUUCCUAUGAUUAUGGGGUUUUUGCACCUGGUCGAUGCUCAUCUUGGGUGAAUCGUCAAUGUCGUGCUGGAAACUCAGCCACUGAACCAUACAUAGUUGCCCAUCAUCUGCUUCUUUCUCACGCUGCAGUUGUUCAAUUAUAUAGAGAAAAAUUCAAGCCAAUUCAUGGUGGCCAAAUUGGGAUAACACUCUUUACCUUCUGGUAUGAACCUUUGUCCAAUGAACCAGCGGAUGUAGAAGCAGCCAAAACAGCUCUUGAUUUCAUGUUUGGAUUGUGGAUGGAUCCUAUGACCUAUGGCACAUAUCCAAGAACUGUGAGGGAUUUAGUUGGAGAUAGAUUACCCAAGUUUACUGAUGAAGAAUCUAAGCUUCUUAGAGGAUCAUAUGAUUUUCUUGGGUUACAAUAUUACACUUCAUAUUAUGCAAAACCAAAUGCUACAGUUGAUCCAAAUCAUAUUAGAUACAAAACCGAUAAUCAUAUUACCGAGACUCCAUAUGAUUAUGAUGGUAAUCUCAUUGGUCCACAGGCUUACUCAUCUUGGUUUUACAUUUUCCCAAAAGGCAUCCGACAUCUUUUGAAUUACACCAAAGACACAUACAAUAACCCAGUAAUUUAUAUUACUGAGAAUGGGGUUGACAAUAAUAAUAAUGAAACCCAACCCAUUGAGGAAGCGCUUCAGGAUGAAUUCAGAAUAAAUUAUUAUCGGAAGCAUUUGUGGAAUGCAUUGGGAUCCCUGAAGAAUUACUCAGUUAAUGUCAAAGGUUACUUUGCAUGGUCAUAUUUGGACAAUUUCGAAUGGAAUAUUGGUUAUACAUCAAGAUUUGGUUUGUACUAUGUAGACUACAAAGAUAACCUGAAAAGAUACCCCAAAGAUUCAGCUAAAUGGUUCACAAAAUUCCUGAAACAUUCGCCUAAGAAGCCAUUGCAAUCAAACAAGAUCUACGAGGUUACUUCAAGGAAUUCAAGGAAGGUUGGGAAAUACUACAUAAUGUAGCCUAUGUUGUGUGACUUUUAUGUGUCGCUUGCAAUUGAAUAAUAUCGUUGGACUACUCUCAGCUCCAAUGACCUAGAUUGUCUUGUAAUAGAUCUUUGGAUAUGUUAUGUUUCCUAUAGGAAUUUCAAGCUUGGGCUGUAUUGUUAUCCUAUCUUUGAAAUGAAUGUUACUGUCUAUCAUUUUGUGUUGUGUUUAAA